GAUACAGAUAGAGAAGAAGCUUGCUGUUUCCUCUGAGAGCUAUGGCCAACCUUUCGAUCCCUCUCCCUCGAAACGCCUUUUCCGUCCGCUAUUCCUUCCCCAAACGCUCCAUUCUCGCUAAUUCUGCGCCCCGCUUCUCCAUAGCCGCCCGUUGCUCUGGUGAGUUGGAUGGUGGCUCUGAGACUAAUGAGAGGUUAGUUACUUUCAACAAUAUCAAGAGCUUGACCUGUGGUAUUCUAGCUGCUUGGACUGUGACUGCUGCUGCUUUUCCCGUUAUUGCUGCUAGCCAGAGGCUGCCUCCAUUGUCAACAGAACCCAAUCGUUGUGAGCGUGCAUUUGUAGGUAACACAAUUGGUCAGGCAAACGGAGUUUAUGACAAACCCUUAGAUCUUCGGCUCUGUGAUUACACUAAUGAAAAGAACAACUUAAAGGGGAAGUCUCUAUCUGCGGCACUCGUGGCAGAUGCAAAGUUUGAUGGUGCAGACAUGACAGAAGUUGUGAUGUCAAAGGCUUAUGCUGUCGGUGCUAGCUUCAAAGGAGUGGACUUCUCAAAUGCAGUAUUGGACCGAGUGAACUUUGGGAAAGCUAAUCUUCAAGGAGCUGUGUUCAAGAACACAUUACUGUCAGGGUCCACAUUUGAUGAAGCAAAGUUGGAAGAUGCAGUAUUUGAGGAUACUAUUAUAGGUUACAUUGAUCUUCAGAAGCUAUGCACAAACAAAACUAUCAGUGAUGAAGGGAGGGCUGAGCUGGGAUGCAGGUGAACUGAGUAGACAACUGCUAUAUCUUAAACCGAUAGGCAUUUGAUCUCCGCUGACGCUUUAUAAUUAACGUAUUCUCUCAUGCAAUUCGUUAUACUGACAAACUGUAGACAAUGGUAUUGGCAUAUCUAAUAGUAUUAUAUAUUGUUAACA
Molecule: messenger RNA, 911 nt
Organism: Neltuma alba
Lineage: Eukaryota; Viridiplantae; Streptophyta; Magnoliopsida; Fabales; Fabaceae
Product: thylakoid lumenal 17.4 kDa protein, chloroplastic
Exons: 4
Coding region: 42-761 (239 amino acids)
Source: RefSeq, a predicted model, not a curated record